Emys orbicularis (European pond turtle) is the source of this 2754-nucleotide messenger RNA. RefSeq names its product ER degradation enhancing alpha-mannosidase like protein 3 (gene EDEM3). Gene Ontology annotation, cellular component: membrane; endoplasmic reticulum. Lineage: Eukaryota; Metazoa; Chordata; Testudines; Emydidae. Gene Ontology annotation, molecular function: mannosyl-oligosaccharide 1,2-alpha-mannosidase activity; calcium ion binding. The record is from RefSeq and is a predicted model, not a curated record. Gene Ontology annotation, biological process: mannose trimming involved in glycoprotein ERAD pathway; carbohydrate metabolic process; endoplasmic reticulum mannose trimming. The transcript has 21 exons. Bases 43 to 2754 code for a protein of 903 amino acids.
UCCGCCUCCUCGGUGUUGGCAGCCGCCCCGGGCGCCGGAGCCAUGAGCAGGGAGGAAAAGCGCCGGCUCGGGACUCAAGUGUUAGAAAUGUUUGAUCAUGCUUAUAGCAAUUACAUGGAACAUGCCUACCCAGCUGAUGAACUCAUGCCUUUAACUUGCCGUGGACGGGUUCGGGGUCGGGAACCAAGUCGUGGGGAUGUAGACGAUGCCUUGGGAAAGUUUUCACUGACACUGAUUGAUACCUUGGACACUCUUGUGGUGUUAAAUAAAACCAAAGAGUUUGAAGAUGCUGUAAAAAAUGUGAUAAAAGAUGUUAAUUUAGAUAAUGACAUAGUUGUAUCAGUGUUUGAAACUAACAUAAGAGUCCUUGGAGGUCUUUUAGGUGGGCACUCUGUGGCAAUUAUGCUGAAAGAAAAAGGUGAAUACAUGCAGUGGUACAGUGGUGAACUUCUCCACAUGGCAAAACAACUGGGCUACAAACUUUUACCUGCUUUUAACACUACUAGUGGUCUCCCUUAUCCAAGAGUUAAUUUAAAAUUUGGUUUAAGAAGUCCAGAAGCUCGAACAGGAACAGAGACUGAUACCUGUACAGCUUGUGCAGGUACCUUGAUACUUGAGUUUGCUGCUCUAAGCCGAUUCACAGGAACAUCAAUAUUUGAGGAAUAUGCACGGAAGGCACUUGAUUUUCUUUGGGAAAAAAGACAACGCAACAGUAAUUUAGUGGGAGUUACCAUUAAUAUACAUACUGGAGACUGGGUCCGCAAAGAUAGUGGAGUUGGAGCAGGAAUAGACUCGUAUUAUGAAUAUUUAUUAAAAGCCUAUGUCUUGCUUGGAGAUGACCGUUUCCUGGAAAGAUUUAAUACACACUAUGAUGCCAUAAUGAGGUAUAUUAGUCAACCACCUCUUCUGCUUGAUGUUCAUAUUCACAAACCAAUGCUAAAUGCUCGGACCUGGAUGGAUUCUUUGCUUGCGUUCUUCCCAGGCUUGCAGGUAUUGAAAGGUGACAUUAGACCUGCUAUUGAAACUCAUGAGAUGUUAUAUCAGGUGAUAAAAAAGCAUAACUUUCUUCCUGAGGCUUUCACAACAGACUUCAGGGUUCAUUGGGCUCAGCACCCUUUAAGACCAGAAUUUGCAGAAAGCACCUAUUUCUUGUAUAAAGCUACUGGGGACCCUUACUACCUAGAAGUAGGAAAAACGCUCAUUGAAAAUUUAAACAAAUAUGCUAGAGUACCUUGUGGAUUUGCUGCAAUGAAGGAUGUUCGUACUGGAAGCCAUGAGGACAGAAUGGAUUCUUUCUUCCUGGCUGAGAUGUUUAAAUACCUUUACCUGCUCUUUGCUGAUAAGGAAGACAUGGUUUUUGAUAUAGAAGAUUAUAUCUUCACUACAGAGGCUCAUCUACUGCCUCUUUGGCUCUCUACUACAAACCAAACAAUGUCUAAGAAAAAUACAACAACAGAAUACAUGGAGCUGGAUGACAGUAACUUUGAGUGGACGUGUCCGAACACCCAGAUUCUCUUCCCAAAUGAUCCUAUGUAUGCUCAGAGUAUCCGUGAACCUUUGAAAAAUGUGGUGGAUAAGAGCUGUCCUAGGGGCGUUGCCAGAGUAGAAGAGAGUUUUGGGAGUGGACCAAAACCACCACUGAGAGCCAGGGAUUUCAUGGCCAGUAACCCUGAGCAUUUGGAGAUACUGAAGAAGAUGGGAGUCAGUUUGAUUCACCUCAAAGAUGGAAGAGUACAAUUAGUGCAGCAUGCAAUUCAAGCAGCAAGUUCACUUGAUGCUGAAGAUGGUUUGCGAUUCAUGCAGGAAAUGAUUGAACUGUCCAGUCAGCAACAAAAAGAGCAGCAGCUACCCCCACGUGCUGUUCAAAUUGUUUCCCACCCAUUCUUUGGCAGGGUAGUAUUGACAGCUGGGCCAGCACAAUUUGGAAUGGACCUAUCCAAACACAACACAAGAGGAUUUGUUGCAACCAGUAAACCUUACAAUGGAUGCUCGGAGAUCACUAAUCCUGAAGCAGUGAAGGAGAAAAUUGCUAUGAUGCAGAGAGGCCAGUGCAUGUUUGCUGAAAAGGCACGAAACAUCCAAAAAGCUGGAGCAAUAGGGGGCAUUGUUAUUGAUGACAAUGAGGGAAGCAGCAGCGACACUGCUCCUCUAUUCCAAAUGGCUGGUGAUGGAAAGAAUACAGAUGAUAUCAAAAUCCCCAUGCUCUUCCUGUUCAACAAAGAAGGAAAUAUUAUACUUGAUGCAAUCAGAGAAUAUGAGUCUGUAGAAGUGCUUCUCUCUGAUAAAGCAAAAGACAGAGCAACAAUAUUUAAAGGUAAAAUGAUUCCAAACUACAUUAUUGAUAGCAAUCUGGAAAUGGAAAACAUGGACCAGAAGUCAUCUGAAAAUGAUUCACAUAAGCAGAGACCAGAAGAGACUUCAGCAUCUCAGGACCUCAGCUUGGCCAGUCAAGAGCCUGAGGGAGAAGAAAGUUCUGAUGUUACUCCCCUUGAUUCAUUAUCUCCUGUUGAUGCAGACAGUGAUAGCAUUUCCAUUUCAAACCAGGAGGCCUGUGUCACAGAAAUCCAUGAGGCUAAUGUUCAAGAGACAGAAAGUACAGAAUUAGAUAACCAGCCUCAGGAACAAUCUCAGACUGAGACAGAUUCCAGCUCCAAUGUUAAUUGGGAUAAUAAAGUCCAGCCUAUGGAAUCCAUAUUAGCAGAUUGGAAUGAAGAUAUAGAAGCAUUUGAAAUGAUGGAAAAGGAUGAACUAUGA